AUGGGCGGCAGCGAUUUGGACUACCUCCAGGAGCUCAUCGCGAUCCAGUCGGGAGGGCCGAAAAACAUCGGGUUCUUCGGCACGCGCAACAUGGGCUUCCUCCAUCAGCAACUCGUGGAGAUCCUCUCCUACGCGCUCGUGUUGACGGAGAAUCACAUCUACACCUCGGGCGCGACGGGGACGAACGCGGCGGUGAUCCGCGGCGCGCUGCGCGCGGAGAAGCCGGAUCUACUCACCGUGCUGCUCCCGCAGUCUCUGAGUAAACAGCCGGAGGAGAGCCAAGAGCUUCUGGAGAAGGUGCGAGAGGGCGGGAGCGAGGUGAUCUUCAACGAGGACAACGACCACCUGCCGCUCGGGGAGGCGAGUCGGAUAUGCAACGACGACAUCCUGACGCGCGUGCAGCAGGUGAUCUGCUUCGCGUUUCACGACUCGAACUUACUGUUGGACACGUGUCGGGAGGCGAAGAUGGCGCGGAAGAUCGUGACGUUGUUUUACCUCGACUGA
Molecule: messenger RNA, 504 nt
Organism: Micromonas pusilla CCMP1545
Lineage: Eukaryota; Viridiplantae; Chlorophyta; Mamiellophyceae; Mamiellales; Mamiellaceae
Exons: 1
Coding region: 1-504 (167 amino acids)
Molecular function (GO): S-adenosylmethionine-dependent methyltransferase activity
Source: RefSeq, a predicted model, not a curated record